AUGGACCCCAGGGGGCCAGCCCCCAAGCCUUUCCAGUGGCCUGAGAAACCUGGUCGUGUCCGCCGUCGGAAGACCAGGCGGGAGCUUAACAAGACCCUGGUGGGCAGUCGCCGGCCAUUGGCCCAUCAGGAUCUUGCCGUGGCCAGUCGGGAUCCACAUGUGGUCCUCCGGAAUUCUGCGGCGCCUGCUGCCCCCAAGCUCGUGGUCAUAACCCAGGGGCGCCUGAGCCGGGAGCACCGGGGUCUCUUCAACCACGAGGUGAAAUCUCUGGACGUGGCACGGCUGCUUAGCAGUGGGUCCCUGGAGUCAGGCACCCCUGCACUCCCCACCAAGUCCUCCCCAAGCCCAGGCAGGGCCCAAGAACCAGCCCCACCAUCAAGGGGCAAGGAAAACCAAGUGCCUGGAGCCUCGGGCCCAGGCCCACCCAGUCCCCCCCAGCUCCCUGGCUUGGGGCAGCUGCUGGGGGAGCUGCAAUGCCAGCUGAUUCUGCCACAGGCCUUCCCCAGGAGGAACCUAGUACAAGAGGCCAGGGAUGCCAUCGUGGGCACCUUACAGGCCUGCCAUGGCUGCGUGCCUGACCUUACUCUGGUGCUCCGGGGCUGCCAGCCACACUUGCCAGGGACCAAGCCUAGGGGCCCUGAGAGACAAAGGAUGACACCCUCCUGGAUCAACAGCCCUGAGGAGGCCCCAGGGGAGGGGAGGCAGAGGAGGCGAGAGGGGACAAAGGAGCUCACCUUCGCGGUGCCUCACACCUGCAGCACUCCUACUGUGUACCAGGUGAACCUGGCACCACCUAAAGGUCCCUGGCCACCCCCAUUGUCCUCGUUGCCUUCGCCAUCUGGGGCAGCCUGCGGCCCCCCAACAGCCUUUGAUCUGCUGAAAAGCAUCUGGCUGGUAGACACACCUCCCCCUCCCCGGCCCUGGGGGAUUGGCCCACCACAGCCCCUGCCUCAGCCACCAUCACCCUUGUUGUCCCGAACCUCUGCCCUGGACUGGAGCCCCAGCCCCCCUGCCCCACUGCCCAGCCUCUCCUGGGUGGUGGCCCGGAGCAGCCCAGAGGCCUGGUGCUUUCCACCCAUGAGACUGUACUGA
Messenger RNA from Physeter macrocephalus (sperm whale), 1092 nucleotides. It is a transcript of the gene PRR19, whose product is annotated as proline rich 19. NCBI's taxonomy places the organism in Eukaryota, Metazoa, Chordata, Mammalia, Artiodactyla, Physeteridae. Bases 1 to 1092 code for a protein of 363 amino acids. The transcript has 2 exons. The record is from RefSeq and is a predicted model, not a curated record.